UUCUUAGAUGUGGAUUGUGUUGCACUUGGAGAUACAUUUGACCAAGUCAUUCUCCCUCACGAUGUUGCCACGUAUGGAGGUUUGUGUGCGCUUGCCACAUAUGAUCGAUCUGAAAUUCAGCAACGAGUCUUUGAAAACGACCACACAUGGAGAGCCUUAGGACUAGCACCGGAAAUAAGAAAGAUUAUCGAGGAUUUCCAUAGAGGCCGCUAUGCUGCGUGUCUGGAGCAUCUUGAAACUAUCAAGAAAGCUCUACUGUUGGAUAUGUACGUUUCCCGACAUGUCGAGUGGCUGCUUGGUCAGAUUCGUGAGAAGGCUCUCCUGGAAUACGCACGACCGUUUGCAUCUCUCCGUAUGUCCACCAUGGCAAGUCAAUUCAGAAGCAGCGUCCCUGACCUAGAGGAGGAGCUCAUGGCCUUGAACAAGAAAAACAAGCUAGAGGCGUGCAUUGAUUCUCAGACUAAAGUACUUUACAAGAAUGCACAUUUCCAGCCCAAGAAAUGAUGGUAAAGACUCAACCUAGCUCCGUUAAGAUGACUGAGCGGCUAG
Molecule: messenger RNA, 549 nt
Organism: Brassica oleracea var. oleracea
Lineage: Eukaryota; Viridiplantae; Streptophyta; Magnoliopsida; Brassicales; Brassicaceae
Product: COP9 signalosome complex subunit 1-like
Exons: 4
Cellular component (GO): COP9 signalosome
Source: RefSeq, a predicted model, not a curated record